AUGCAGAAGAAGGACGAGGAUUUUGUUCAGAAUUUCUUCAACGAGAUUGGAAUUGAAAGAUGGGUUCUCAAAGUUUGGAUGCACAACAACAAGAACACUUUUGGGAAGAGAGAUGGUAGCAACGAAAUCAACAACAACAUCAACAAUGCUGGUUUUGCAAAGAGCUCUUUUGCAAAGGAAAAUCAUGACCUUGUUAUCAACAACAAUAGCAACAUCUCUGAAAUCAAUGGCAAUGGGAAUUGCAACCAUGGUGCUGAGGAUCCAAUUCAUCAUCACUACCAGAACCAUGGUGGAGCAACUGUUCGUGCUAAUGGGUCAUCUUGA
Lotus japonicus is the source of this 324-nucleotide messenger RNA. Its product is annotated as zinc-finger homeodomain protein 10-like. Bases 1 to 324 code for a protein of 107 amino acids. The record is from RefSeq and is a predicted model, not a curated record. Lineage: Eukaryota; Viridiplantae; Streptophyta; Magnoliopsida; Fabales; Fabaceae. The transcript has a single exon.